ACCAAAAACAAUGGACUUACUUUUGUUUUAUGCCUAAUAUGAAAUUCCUGUUUUACUUUAACCUGGAAUGAAGCAUUAUUGAUGUAGAAAAGGCUCUUGAUUCUCGGACAUUCUGUGACCAAUAAAACCAUGUAACCACAAUAAAUAGCCCCUGGUUUCACCAUCACAGGAGAUCUCUGUUGGACUAUCAUUACCAUAUAAAUGUUCCUUCUUUCGUGAUCUUUACAUACAAACAUUCAAAACCCACAGUUUCAUUCAUCAAGCAAGAAGCUUUGAUACUCUUUUUACUCCUGUUUACGAUCUUUGCAAUUCAGUUAUGGACACAAUGAUUGGAUCACUUAACACUUGCAAGCCUUCGUGUAACGACUUAGCUCGUCCCGCAAAUGGGGCUGUUUCAACCCUUCAAAGCUCUGAUUCAUUCACUCCAAUCGUCAAUCUGUCCGCAUUAACUCUCGGUAGUCACCUUGCUCGCCGGCUCAUUGAAGUUGGUGUCACCGACUUGUUCUCUGUUCCCGGUGACUUUAACUUGACUCUUCUUGAUUAUUUGAUAGCUGAGCCCGGGCUUAACGUGAUCGGCUGCUGUAACGAACUGAAUGCUGGAUAUGCUGCUGAUGGCUACGCGCGGUCUCGUGGUGUCAGUGCCUGCGUGGUUACUUUCCACGUCGGUGGUCUUAGCGCGAUCAAUGCCAUUGCUGGAGCUUACAGUGAAAAUUUGCCGGUUAUUUGCAUAGUUGGAGGGCCAAACUCAAAUGAUUAUGGAACCAACAGGAUCCUUCAUCACACUAUUGGAUUGCCUGAUUUUAGCCAAGAACUAAGAUGUUUCCAGACUGUAACUUGCUAUCAGGCUGUGGUGAAUCACUUGGAAGAUGCACAUGAAUUAAUAGACACCGCGAUAUCGACUGCUUUGAAAGAAAGCAAGCCUGUUUAUAUCAGCAUCUCUUGUAACUUGGCUGGUCUUUCUCAUCCUACUUUCAGACGUGAGCAAGUUCCAUUUGCUCUUUCUCCUAAAUUGAGUAACAAGAUGGGGUUGGAGGCUGCAGUUGAUGCAGCAGCAGAGUUCUUGAACAAGGCAGUGAAACCAGUGUUGGUUGGUGGACCUAAGCUGAGAGUUGCCAAUGCAUGUGAUGCUUUUGUUGAGCUUGCCGAUGCUUGUGGUUAUGCCUUUGCGGUGAUGCCUGCAGCGAAAGGGCUAGUGCCAGAGAAUCAUCCCCAUUUUAUUGGAACUUACUGGGGUUCAGUUAGCACUGCCUUUUGUGCUGAAAUUGUGGAAUCUGCAGAUGCUUAUUUGUUUGCUGGACCUAUAUUUAAUGACUUUGUCUCUGUUGGAUACUCUCUGCUUCUGAAGAAAGAGAAGGCCAUUAUAGUCCAGCCUGAUCGUGUUGUUAUUGCGAAUGGGCCUGCAUAUGGGUGUGUUUUGAUGAAGGAUUUCCUGAAAGCUCUUUCAAAGCGUAUCCGGUGCAACACUAAUUCUUAUGACAACUACCACAGGAUUUAUGUUCCUCAAGGGAUUCUUCUGAAGUCUGAACCUCAAGAGCCAUUGAGAGCGAAUGUUCUAUUCCAACAUAUACAGAAGAUGCUGUCUGGUGAAAGUGCUGUGAUUGCUGAAACAGGGGACUCUUGGUUUAACUGCCAGAAACUUAAACUGCCUAAUGGAUGCGGGUAUGAGUUCCAAAUGCAAUAUGGAUCAAUUGGUUGGUCAGUUGGUGCAACUCUUGGGUAUACACAGGGUGUGCCGGAGAAACGUGUAAUUGCCUGCAUUGGUGAUGGCAGCUUCCAGGUCACUGGACAAGAAGUAUCAACAAUGCUGCGAUGCGGGCAGAAGACCAUCAUCUUCCUGAUUAACAAUGGUGGCUAUACCAUUGAAGCUGAGAUCCAUGACGGACCUUAUAAUGUAAUCAAGAACUGGGAUUACACUGGGCUGAUUGAUGCAAUACACAACGGCGAGGGCAAGUGCUGGACAAAAAAGGUGCGCUGUGAGGAGGAGCUGAUCGAGGCAAUAGAGGAGGCAACUGGACCACACAAGGAUUGCCUGUGCUUCAUUGAGACAAUUGUUCACAAGGAUGAUACCAGCAAAGAGUUGUUGGAAUGGGGUUCCAGGGUCGCAGCCGCCAAUGGCCGUCCACCAAAUCCUCAGUAGAAUUAGUUGACGGCUACCUCAAGUGGAGUUUUGGGAUUUGAACUCUUUGCUUUAUUUGCCAUUAUAUUUCUUUUUAAUCAAGUCAAUGUAGUCAGUCCUUUUCUUCAUUUCUCUGGUCUUAUUCUGCAAAAUCAAUAAAUCUAUGGACUGAUAGCAACAAAUGGGACAUUAAUGAAAGAUGCUGGUUAUUUUCUUUA
This is a messenger RNA of Mangifera indica (mango), 2334 nucleotides long. Its product is annotated as pyruvate decarboxylase 2-like. Bases 317 to 2137 code for a protein of 606 amino acids. The transcript has 6 exons. The record is from RefSeq and is a predicted model, not a curated record. Gene Ontology annotation, molecular function: magnesium ion binding; thiamine pyrophosphate binding; carboxy-lyase activity. Lineage: Eukaryota; Viridiplantae; Streptophyta; Magnoliopsida; Sapindales; Anacardiaceae.